CACCCAAGCAUCACCAAAAUCGCAUCUUGAGCCUGGUUUUUCACCAUCCACGUCAACCACCACCCAGCGAACCCACACCGAACCGUCGCGUCCUAAAGCUCCCAGCUUCACGCCAACCAUCACACGAUAUUCCGACCGCACACGAAAUCAUUCACAAUGGACCACACCCGUGAUCCCUGCCCCUGGGUCAUCCUCAAUGACUUUGGCGGUGCUUUUGCUAUGGGAGCUAUCGGUGGAACGGUAUGGCACGGUAUCAAGGGUUACCGCAACUCACCCUAUGGUGAGAGAAGAAUCGGUGCCAUCUCAGCCAUCAAGAUGCGCGCUCCCGUACUGGGAGGAAACUUCGGAGUUUGGGGAGGUCUUUUCUCAACAUUCGAUUGCUCCGUAAAAAGUCUUCGUGGACACAAGGAGGACCCUUGGAACAGUAUCGCAGCUGGUUUCCUCACAGGUGGUGCGCUAGCCAUCCGUGGAGGAUACAAGGCCGCCCGAAAUGGUGCCAUUGGUUGUGCGCUGCUCCUUGCCGUCAUCGAGGGUGUCGGUAUCGGUUUCCAGAAGAUGUUCGCGGGUAGCACAAAGCUGGAGAUGCCCGCGCCUCCUCCUUCCGACGAGAGAGCUCUUGCAUAAACGAUCGAUUCUUCGCGAAGCAUCCAAUUUUACCGACGAACGGCGGGUGAUCGAGACGACCGCCUUGCCAACGAGAAGAAUAACUCGGACCCCUCUCUACUCCACAACGCUCGAAGCCUGUUUUUUGUCCUUUUGACGAGGGCUCGACAAGUUUGUUUUCCACAUCACAAGGGAGCGAAG
This is a messenger RNA of Colletotrichum phormii, 804 nucleotides long. Its product is annotated as Tim17/Tim22/Tim23/Pmp24 family-domain-containing protein. The record is from RefSeq and is a predicted model, not a curated record. The transcript has 9 exons. Gene Ontology annotation, biological process: protein import into mitochondrial matrix. Gene Ontology annotation, molecular function: transmembrane protein transporter activity. Gene Ontology annotation, cellular component: TIM23 mitochondrial import inner membrane translocase complex; mitochondrial inner membrane. Bases 157 to 624 code for a protein of 155 amino acids. NCBI's taxonomy places the organism in Eukaryota, Fungi, Ascomycota, Sordariomycetes, Glomerellales, Glomerellaceae.